Molecule: messenger RNA, 2361 nt
Organism: Chilo suppressalis (striped riceborer)
Lineage: Eukaryota; Metazoa; Arthropoda; Insecta; Lepidoptera; Crambidae
Source: the annotation of a GenBank genome assembly
CGGCCAGUCGCGCUCGUCUCGCCGCGCCGCCCGCGCUCGUAUUGCGCACCUCCCGCCAAAACACAAGUUUUUAUAAAGAGUGCGUGACUGUUUUUUUUUUUCGAAUAAACUUUUUAAAUUCGCCUGCACGGCCAGUGCCAUUGAUGAGUUCCGCCGGCGCUGCACCGUGCCACGCGCGACAUCAGAAUCAACUACGCCGUCACCGACGCGUAGACUACAUGACACCGACGAAGAGAUCACGAAUCGAUGUACCGAAACGAUGAAACGCAGAAAAAAUGACACAGACGGUCUCCCUGCUGAAAUUCAUAAAAAUACCGAAGAAGCUGCAGCGUAGACGUCGCGGCUAAUGGAAUAAGGGACACAAACACUCACUGCCACUGAAGUGCCUUACGAAAAACCAACGACAAAACACGUAGUAGUGACAAGAGUUUUAAAGAAUUAAAAAAAAAUUAAAGUGGUGCUCGGAUACAAUAAAGUAGAGUAGACAAAAUAAUGUUAGUGGACGCAACGGAACGGGAAACACUUAAGACUUAAGGCGUUUACAAUGUUAGACGUUUUUCGCGGUUUAAAGAAUCUUAUUAAAGUGAACUAUAUACACAUCGACUCGCCUGUAUUCCGCCUGCAUUACUCUAUAACGGUGAUCCUGCUGAUAUCGUUCAGCCUGAUCGUCACGACGAGGCAAUACGUGGGCAACCCGAUAGACUGCAUACAUACUAAGGACAUUCCCGAGGACGUUCUGAACACGUACUGCUGGAUCCAUUCCACGUACACUCUGAAGAGUUUCUUCAACAAGAAGGUGGGUGUCGAGGUGCCGUACCCCGGCAUCGGGAACAGCCGCGAGAAAGGGAAGGAAGACAUGAGCGACAGGAAGAUCUACAAAUACUACCAAUGGGUCUGCUUCUGCCUGUUUUUUCAGGCUAUGCUGUUCUACGCGCCCCGGUGGCUGUGGAAGUCGUGGGAGGGGGGCAAGAUCCGAGCGCUGAUGAUGGACCUGGACGUGGGCGUCUGCACCGAGAUCGAGAAGAAGACCAAGAAGAAACUCAUACUGGACUACCUGUGGGAGAACCUGCGCUACCACAACUGGUGGGCGUACCGGUACUACCUGUGCGAGGGACUUGCUCUUGUCAAUGUCAUAGGGCAAAUGUUCCUCAUGAACCGGUUCUUCGACGGCGAGUUCAUGACUUUCGGACUGGAUGUCAUCGCGUACAUGGAAUCCGAUCAAGAGGACCGCAUAGACCCCAUGAUUUACAUAUUCCCAAGAAUGGUAAAAUGCACAUUAUUCAACAAAUUCGGCUCGUCAGGCGAGGUGGAGCGGCACGACGCGCUCUGCAUUCUGCCGCUGAACGUCGUCAACGAGAAGAUCUACGUCUUCCUCUGGUUCUGGUUCGUCAUCCUCGGAUUCCUCACCUUCAUCACCUUGCUGUACCGGCUCGUCAUCAUCUUCUCCCCACGCAUGCGGGUCUAUAUGAUGCGCAUGCGGUUUCGUCUAGUCAGACGCGACAACGUGGACACGAUAGUCAGAAGAAGCAAAAUGGGCGACUGGUACCUACUCUACAUACUCGGAGAGAAUCUAGACUCCGUAAUAUUCAGAGACAUAAUGCACGAGUUCGCGAACAAACUCAAUCACAAUUACCAGCACCACAUUCAUGGAGUGCCAGACGCGUGACCUCCGAUUCCCGGGUGGGUGUUCCACACGUGACUGACGUCGUUGCAGCGUGACAUGGACCCGCCUGUAUGAAGCGCUUCGGUGUGAUCAGCAACAGGGAGUGGAACCUCUCUAUCUGUCUGAAAUAUGGAAGUGUGGGCCCAGUGCGCUGCCCUGAGAUACCCUACCUGAUGUGGACAAUACUAGGGAGUGUAAAGACUUAUCGUUCGAAACUAUCCGUAAUCGUAAGAAUCUUGACAGUGCAAUUCUAAACACGCAAUAAUAGUUUGUACUUACUUAAUCUUUAAGAACGUGAUCUCAGGAUGAAUCCUAUCGAAGGCCUUUGUAAAGUCAGCAAUUGAGGCUGCUCCGUUAGAGUAUCUAGUGUUCAACUUUUAGAAAUAUUUUAUUAAUAGUUUCGCUGCUCGUAGUGAUUGAUAAAACAGCUUUCUUCUUUUCUAUUCUAGUUAAUAAAUAAUCGAAUGUAAGCACACGGAUAGCACACAACUUAUCUUUUAUACACAAUUUCUCACCAAUUUAUCAAAUAUUUGACAGACCAAUAAAGCAAUACUUAAUAUUAAAAGUAUGGUAGUAACGGUAGAUAAAGUAAACACUGUAAGAUGCUGAAGUCAAAAAAAUAUUCCAAUGAGUUUGUCUUUUUUGUAGCUUGAUAAACCGUGACAAUUUGUGUAUACUUUUACGUGCCAAAAGACAUU